Molecule: messenger RNA, 1575 nt
Organism: Torulaspora delbrueckii
Lineage: Eukaryota; Fungi; Ascomycota; Saccharomycetes; Saccharomycetales; Saccharomycetaceae
Gene: NDI1
Product: NADH-ubiquinone reductase (H(+)-translocating) NDI1
Exons: 1
Coding region: 1-1575 (524 amino acids)
Molecular function (GO): NADH dehydrogenase activity
Source: RefSeq, a predicted model, not a curated record
AUGUUGUCGCACAUUUCCAAGAAUAAGAUUAGUUUACAAGCUAGCUCGCGUCUUACUAGACUAGCUUCCUCAACGGCUUCCGCAGCUAAAGCUUCACUAGCAUUUUCGCAAACCACCGGUGUGGAAAAAGCCGGUACUGGGCCAGCUUCUUUUAAAACUGCCAAAGUCAUUGAAAAUAAUGAAGGUGAAAAGCCAAAUGUGGUUAUUUUGGGUUCCGGUUGGGGUGCUAUUUCUUUCCUGAAGCACAUUGAUACCAAGAAAUAUAACGUUUCUAUCGUUUCUCCAAGAAACUAUUUCUUGUUCACCCCAUUGCUACCUUCUACCCCAGUCGGUACAGUUGAUGAAAAAUCUAUCAUCGAACCAGUGGUCAACUUUGCACUUAAGAAGAAGGGGAAUGUUACUUACUAUGAAGCAGAGACUACUUCGAUUAAUCCAGAUAGAAAUACUGUCACUGUUAAGACUAUCUCUACCGUGCAACAAUUGACUUCAAAUGAAAAGUUUUUGGGUAUCUCACAAGAGGAUGCAGCAGAGAUUAAGUACAACUAUUUGAUCACUGCCGUGGGAGCUGAACCAAACACUUUUGGUGUUAAGGGUGUUGAAGAGCAUGGUCAUUUCUUGAAAGAAAUUGAACACUCUCUACAAAUUAGAGAAAAAUUUGCCAAGAACUUAGAAAAGGCUAAUCUGUUGCCAAAGGGCGAUCCUGAAAGAAAGAGAUUGUUGUCUAUCGUAGUUGUUGGUGGUGGUCCAACAGGUGUUGAAGCAGCUGGUGAAUUGCAGGACUAUGUUCACCAGGAUCUGAAGAAGUUUUUGCCAUCUUUGGCUGAAGAAGUGCAAAUCCACUUGGUUGAAGCAUUGCCAAUUGUGCUGAACAUGUUCGACAAGAAAUUGUCUUCGUAUGCACAAAAGGUUUUGACUGACUCCUCAUUGAAAUUACAUUUGAGAACUGCUGUCGGAAAGGUUGAAGCCGAACAACUAGUCGCAAAGACCAAGCAUGAAGAUGGUUCGGUCACCGAAGAAACUAUUCCAUACGGUACUUUGAUUUGGGCUACAGGUAACAAGGCAAGACCUAUUGUUACCGACUUGUUCAAGAAGAUCCCCGAGCAAAACAGCUGCACAAGAGCUCUCACAGUUAACCAAUUUUUGCACGUCAAAGGUUCUAACAACAUUUUUGCCAUCGGUGACAAUGCGUUCGCUGGUCUUCCACCAACGGCUCAAGUCGCUCACCAACAGGCUGAGUACUUGGCUAAGUCAUUCGAUAAGAUGGCUCAAUUACCAGGUUUCCACGAGAAGAUUGUCCAAAGAAAAGAAAAGGUCGAUGUUCUUUUCGAAGAAAACGGUUUUAAGGGUUUUAACUACAUUCAUUACGGUGCCUUGGCUUACUUGGGUGCUGAAAAGGCUAUCGCUAACAUCACUUACGGAAAACGUUCCCUAUACACCGGUGGUGGUCUAAUCACGUUUUACAUCUGGAGGGUUCUAUACUUGUCGAUGAUCCUAUCGGCAAGAUCGAGAUUCAAGGUCAUCACUGACUGGAUUAAGUUGGCUUUCUUCAAGAGAGACUUUUUCAAGGAUUUGUGA